ACGAGACAGCUCAAGGUGCAGCGCCCCUCUCCGGAUUACAGCUCUGCCCACGGGAGACCUCCAGCAAGCAACCCACAUCCCAGCAACCCCUCCAAUGCACCGAGACAGACAGACAGACGCAGUCAUUCGCACUUCAUGCCAGCCUCUCAAAACCAAAAAAAACACACAAACCGAGCUGGGAGGAUGGUUUACUGACAUCGCUCCACCUUCUCCAACUCUUGAAAUACUGUCGGCAGAGAGACAUAACAGGUUCGGAAACUGACAAGACGAGCCAGCUCCAAUUUAUUGUUGUCACUGUUAUUCCAAAUAGUACGGAACAAAAAAAAGAUAUUAAGUGGGCGCCAUGGCUAAUAACGACGAACUUGCCAAUGCAGCUGCUCAAGGGAACUAUGACAAGGUGAACGAAUUGUUGCAUAAUGGAGCAGACGUCGAUGGGAUCAAUAGUUUUGGUAGGACCCCCUUACAGGUGAUGAAAAUGGGCUGUCCGGAAAUUUGUCGCCUUCUCCUGCAACACGGAGCAGAUCCUAACCGGCAGGAUAAUCAACAAAUAGCAUUGAUCCAUGAUGUUGCCAGGGAAGGUUUCCUGGACACGUUGCAAGUUUUGAUCGAAGUCGGGAAUGCCGACGCAAAUCUUCGGGACAAAAACCAACAACGACCCAUCGAUCUGGCAAAGCAACACGGCCAUCUGGAUAUUGUGAACUAUCUAGAUGGUGCCAGACCUGCUGGGAAUUUACAGCAGAGAUAAUGGGAACUGCAGAUGCUGGAGAAUCCAAGAUAACAAAGUGUGAAGCUGGAUGAACACAACAGGCCAAGCAGCAUCUUAGGAGCAUAAAAGCUGAUGUUUCAGGCCUAGACCCUUCAAUUUUGUUUAAUAUUAAUAACAAAAUUAAUUGU
Stegostoma tigrinum is the source of this 894-nucleotide messenger RNA. It is a transcript of the gene cdkn2, whose product is annotated as cyclin-dependent kinase inhibitor 2A/B (p15, inhibits CDK4). Lineage: Eukaryota; Metazoa; Chordata; Chondrichthyes; Orectolobiformes; Stegostomatidae. The transcript has 3 exons. Gene Ontology annotation, molecular function: cyclin-dependent protein serine/threonine kinase inhibitor activity; protein kinase binding. Gene Ontology annotation, biological process: negative regulation of cell population proliferation; regulation of cyclin-dependent protein serine/threonine kinase activity. Gene Ontology annotation, cellular component: nucleus. Bases 344 to 745 code for a protein of 133 amino acids. The record is from RefSeq and is a predicted model, not a curated record.